UUCUGUGUUGCGCUCGUCAGGCUUUAAAGCUAGGUGUUUAGCAGUAAGUUGAGUAGAAUUUACUCUAAUAAACUCCAGUGUUUAGUACCACUGCCAUAACCCUUUUCACCAGAUUGUAUUGUCGACGGGGAGACGUUGGAAUGGCUGCGGUUGUAUUUGCUCAUGUCCAUGUUGUUGUUUGGAGCUGAUUAAUACUUGUGCUAAAGUUAGCCUGUUAGCAGCUCUGCUUGUUUACUGCCUCAGCCCAGCGCUGUGGCUCUGCACGGACUUCAUCUGCACAUCCAGGACACUUGAGGAACAUCUGACAUUUACAAGAUGUUUCUGGUGGGGCUGACAGGGGGCAUCGCCUCAGGGAAAAGCACAGUGUCUUCAAUGCUGCGGGAGCUUGGAUGUCCCAUCAUUGAUGCUGACGUUGUGGCCAGGAAAGUGGUGGAGCCCCACACCCCUGCUUACUGCCGUAUCGUUCACCGUUUCGGACCAGAGAUCCUGCUUGAGAACGGUGAGAUUGACAGGCAGAAGUUGGGGCAGAUCAUUUUCGCCAGUGAGGAAAAGAGGAAGCUGCUGAACUCCAUCACCCACCCAGAGAUCCACAAAGCCAUGCUCAAAGAGAUCCUGUUUUACUUCCUCAGAGGGUACCGCUACGUGGUGCUGGACGUGCCCCUUCUUUUCGAAACCAGACGUCUCACUCAGUUUCUCAACCACACUGUAGUAGUUUACUGUGACCCUGCCACUCAGCUAUUGCGCCUGAUGCAGAGGGACGGCCUGACCCAGGAGCAGGCUGAGCAGCGUGUGGCUGCACAGAUGCCGCUCAACGAGAAGCGCGGCUUGGCCAAUCACGUUAUCGAGAAUUCAGGCGGCCGCGAGGACACCCACCGACAGGUCCUGAGGCUGCACACAAAGUUGGAGGACUCCAUGGACUUUCUCUUAGUGAGGGUCAUUGCUAUCGCUGCCACUGCUAGUCUGGGGGGGAUCCUGCUGUAUGCAACCAAGAUGCUUUUGUCCUAACAGAGGGAAGCUGAGCAGGUCUGGCGUGUGGUCCAAGGUGAAAGAGUGAGCAGAAGCAGGCGAAUAGAAGGUCUGAGGCACCGAUGCAUUUUACUGUGAGAUUAGCGUCUCCACACCCACCUCCACAGUUGAGUGGUGUGACGUGCUCCGUUGGCUGUUAAUACGGACUUACAUUAUUAGCAUAACUUGCACUGACAAAUAUGGUUUAGUGUGAAGGGUUUCUACGUGCAAUUGCAGUUGGUUUUACACUGACACUAAAAACCAAUGAAGCUAUACCUUACAGGCUCCGUUUGUACAUAAGCUCCGCUCUUUACUCACUUAUAAGAGUGAGUUUACAACAGUUAUUGGAGCAGAUUUGGCAAUUCCUUUAUUUUGAUGCAGUUAAAGCAAACUCAACUUCAGUAAGACCAUAAAAACAGAUCCUUUAACAGUAGAAAUGGAAAGAUUUAUUUUGUUACACCAUGAACACCUUAUGAAAAUGUAAAAGUAACUUGUAUAAACUGUACAUACACCAAAUACUAGAAAAGGCAAAACAUUAUUUACAUCUGUAGUUGUGCAGAAGUAGUUUUCAGCACCAACUCCCACUUUAAUUAUUAAGAUAACCUAUGAAGUGCAAAAUGCCAGCGCUGCCCUGACUCUCAGACAUAUUUAAAUUGGAUGAAAUGCUCCUUGUAGAGAGGAAUCUUAAUUACAGAAUAGAAAUGGUUUGAUCCUUGCAGAAAAUGUCAAGAUUGUAUGUGAAUGACUUGUAUAAUGAGGACAUGACAGAAUGUAUUUGACUGUCUGUUUUUCGUAGAAACAGUGUGAAUUUACAUGAAAGUUUUAAUAUUAACAAACCGACUUUAUAUUUACCACUGUAUUUUCUUACACUGAAGAAGUCCUAGAUUUGUGAUGGUUUUUUUUUUUCUUUCUGUGCACAUUCACUUUCAACUAAAAAUCUAAAUUUGUAAGAUUAGCUGCUUAAAUAUAAAUCAAACAGUAAGAUUUUAAAGUAAACUACUAGAUGGUGGUGUCA
This is a messenger RNA of Sphaeramia orbicularis (orbiculate cardinalfish), 2020 nucleotides long. RefSeq names its product dephospho-CoA kinase domain containing (gene dcakd). Gene Ontology annotation, molecular function: ATP binding; dephospho-CoA kinase activity. The record is from RefSeq and is a predicted model, not a curated record. Gene Ontology annotation, biological process: coenzyme A biosynthetic process. The transcript has 5 exons. Lineage: Eukaryota; Metazoa; Chordata; Actinopteri; Kurtiformes; Apogonidae. The coding region runs from base 316 to 1005 and encodes 229 amino acids.